This is a messenger RNA of Desarmillaria tabescens, 3171 nucleotides long. RefSeq lists its product as uncharacterized. The record is from RefSeq and is a predicted model, not a curated record. Bases 331 to 3171 code for a protein of 946 amino acids. The transcript is spliced from 13 exons. Lineage: Eukaryota; Fungi; Basidiomycota; Agaricomycetes; Agaricales; Physalacriaceae.
CUGCUUGCAGAUAAUGAGACUGCGAGCAUCAAGAAAGCCGAAUAUAACGAGGAAGAGCUCGGUAGGAAUUGCUGGUAUCGCUGGAUUAUCCAUCAUGAUGACGGUUGGAGACAAUCAUGUGCACAAGACAGGAUCGGUCAUUGGCCUGGCAGAUCCUUGAGCUCACCACUAGCCUUCAUCAGUACACACACAUUAGACGACCAGCUUUCGUAGUCACGGCGCUACCACUCGACGUUGGAAAUAUUCCCUUUUUGUCAUCUUGUCUUUGUUCUCCCACAGUCUCCCGGUGCAUCCUACAUAACGAUUCAUCCAUUUUACGGCCAUUCUUGAAUGUCGAAUACGCCACGAACGUCCAGAGCCACCAAGUUCUACCAGCAGGAUAUAGUUAAACGAAACUCGUCCCCACAUUCUUUUGGUAUUGUUCUCAGAUGCUGGCAUGAUGCUGAGGACAUUCCCCCAUCGACAGACGAUCCACUGAUGAGGCCACUUGAGCGCGGUGAAGUCGGUGUAACAUUUCUAUCUGAAGGCAGCGCUCGCGAAAUACUCCCUGAAUCCGAACUAGCCCUUGUGGAUCGUACCCUUCAGCCCGGUGAUUAUUGCAAGCGGAGCAUCGACGAUGUUCGCUCUGGUGUGGUGACAAACAUCCGUGUCAGGGGUCGUCUUCAGCAUGUCAUAAGUGGCGAGCCAUUGGAAGGAUGGCGGAAUUCUGACCAGGUUGUUCCGGCGAUGGAGGCAGAGAUUGGUGACUACGUUAUUUACGAUGAUUGGGUUGGACAGAUUGUAGAGGUAACUUUCGGUACCGAUGUUUCCCUCAUCGCAUUGACCCAAGCCCUGCAGCUGUACGAUGAAAAUAUUAUUGAGGUUUCAAACGGCCAACUCGUUAGACUGCCAGAAUUUAGUACCAGGCUUGCUAUCGGACAGAAGGGCUCGGACAUUCUGCCGUCCAGUAGCGUGCAAAACUUGAUCGGAUUCUUUCUUGGAAGCAAUAGAACUGACCAUAGCGUUGACACCGUCGUUGCCGUGAAACACACUGUAUAUGCUAUAGCUUGGCUGGCUGUCAACCAAACGUUGGCGCCUAGCGUAGCUGAGAACCAUCCACGCCCUCAACGAUUUUGGUAUGGCCAGGAUAUCUCCAAGCUUACUCUGAUACGUGGUCGAUCAGAUUUCCAGAUGCGUAUUGGAGACAAGGUUAAUCUUGUCGAGAGAACCGGACAUCCCGUUACCAUUCAUGGCCGGAGCAUGCAGGGUGUCCCCCCAAUCCAUGUAGAGACGCUUACCGUUGCAGAGACAGAAACUACGGUUGACAUUUUAUGGCAAGAUGGCACCUCGGAAACGUUGAAAUCCGUGGAUCUCAUUCCCUAUCUAAACACAGAUGAAUAUGACUGUUGGCCCGGCGACCACGUUUUAUGGCGUGGCGAAGACCAGAAACGGCCUGCUAUCGUGCAGUCCGUAGACGCUGCACACAGGACAGCUUCUAUCCUCCUUCCCGAUACUGGCAACAUCGAGCUUGCUUCGGUACUAGAACUCGACGCUCAUGGUGUGUCGGACGUUGAACCACAAUUUGGGACUGAGGGACUUGGUGUACGCCUGGGAGAUUUUGUUUUUAUACAUCGAGAGGGAACUACGAAUGGAUAUGAUCCACCUAGAAUACCUCGUAUAGGCGAACUCGAAGCUUGGGCUAGAGAGGGACCCUUCUACCCUGGCCACAUCGAAGGAUGGCGAAAGGAAAUGGCCGAACUAGGAAAUAAUGUUGCAAAAAAACGCGGGACUGAAGGAGCCUUUCAAGAUGGUAACAUGAGGCAACCCUGGGCAAACGAUUGCGACCUAUUCUGGCUUGGAGAAGUCACGAAGCUUCAGCUUGACGGUCAAAUUGAAGUUUUGCACCCCGAGGGAUCAGUUCGCGUAUAUCCGUUACAACGCCUUACGAGGCUUUAUGAUAGUAUCGAACAACUGGAAGAUGAUCCUUGGGGUGAUGAACAUAGUCAUAAUGAGCACGAAUACUUUGAAGGUUCCGGGUACUGGCCUGAUGAAAACGGAAUAUGGUCUCACCUUGACGGAAGCGUGGACGGAUGGGAGGACACCGAGGACGUCAACGAUACUAUGGAUGUGGAAAUGUGGCAUCACGAAGAAGAUACCCCAAGGGUUUCUGGACCUUCCAGUCCAUCAAUUAUUGACCAGUUUCCUCCACCACCGACGGUGGAGGUGGAUCCCGAACCUGAUACGAUGUCUGUCGAUCCAGACAUAGAUACGACGAAAGAUGGUACUACUAUUGACGAGGAGGACGAUGAUUUCCCUUGGAAGAGGUUCGACAUUCUACCAUCUGCUCCUCAUGACCAUGCGUACUAUGCCUCUCCUCCCGCGCAACCCUCAAAAUCUUUCCUAUCUCGUCUUCAACGAGAGUAUCGCAUCCUGCAGUCGAGUCUGCCUGAGUCAAUCAUUAUACGUACAUACGAGGAUCGAAGUGACCUUCUGCGCUCCCUCAUCAUUGGUCCAAAUAAUACACCAUACGAGGAUGCACCUUUCGUUAUUGAUUGGAUGCUUCCUACAACCUUCCCUAGCAGUCCGCCCAUUGGACAUUUUCUCAGUUGGACAAACGGUAAUGGUCGAGUUAAUCCAAACUUGUACGAGGAAGGCAAAGUUUGUCUAUCAAUAUUGGGAACUUGGGCUGGUGAUCAGAACGAAACAUGGAGUGCCAGUCGGUCAUCUCUCCUUCAAGCCUUCGUAAGUAUACAGGGCCUAGUUCUUGUGAAGGAACCUUGGUUCUGUGAGCCUGCGUAUGAGAAGCUGCGCGGUACAGAGGAAGGCAUUGUCAACAGGCAAAUUUCAUCUCGUUGGUAUUCCUUUAUCCAUCUCAUCUGGUAUUUUAGUCGACUGUAUAGCGAAAAGGCCUACGUUCUUUCUCGCGGCUUCGUGCGCCGAGCUCUGGAGAUCCCUCUCGGCGGUUUGGAGAAGGAAAUCAGUUGGUUAUACUACACCAACCACCGACUAGAAAAGGUGGUUCGUGACUGUCGAGCUUUGGUAGAAAAAAGUCGGCAGGAGAUCGAUCUUACUGAAGGAGAACUGGACCUUGCCAUCCCGAGGUUGACUGCUGGGGGUAUCAUAGCUGUAGAGCGGACGUUGACGAAGCUCCAGGCUUUGCUGGACUCAUCACCUUCUUCGUUAACAUCGUAG